CGACCUCACUGAUUAUUUCCCUAUCAGGACUUUUAUGUGCGAACCCUAUCCUUUGUUUCUGUUUGAGUAAAAUCGGGUCAAGAUACUGAUCAGACGACAAUUUACGCGCGCAGCGCGUUGGAGAUUUGCUCCACAGCUUCGAUUUAUCACCAUGGCUUCUGUUCCACCCCCCCAGGCGUCAGCUUCAAGCGCAAAUAUUCCCGCGAACUGCGAGGGAAAAAGCGACAACCCGGAUUGCGCUGACAAUGGCGCAGAAUCGCAGCCUAAGCCCAAGACAGAGAAAGAGCUCGAGAGAGAGCGCAAGAAGGCAGAGAAAUUGAAGAAAUUUGCGGAGAAGAACGCAAAAAAAGCUGGGACGUCUAAACCUGUCGAGAAAAAGACAAAGGUUGAGAAGGAGAAAACAGCCGAUGCAUACGACCCUCUGAAAAUCGAGUCCGGAAGAUAUGAAUGGUGGGAGAAAAAUGGGCUUUUCAAGCCUGAAUUUGGCCCAGAUGGGAAAGUUAAACCACAAGGGUCAUUCGUGAUGACCUUCCCCCCGCCUAAUGUUACAGGAGCACUGCAUAUGGGCCAUGCAUUAACCAACUCACUUCAAGAUACCAUGAUUCGGUGGCAACGUAUGAAAGGGAAAACUGUUCUAUGGCUUCCAGGGUAUGACCAUGCCGGAAUUUCCACACAAAGUGUUGUGGAGAAGAUCCUAUGGAAGAACGAGAGGAAGACCCGCCAUGAUGUUGGGAGGUCUGUUUUGACAAAUAUGAUCUGGGACUGGACACACAAGUAUCAUAAGAGCAUCACGACUUCCAUGAAAAAUAUGGGAGGCUCAUUUGAUUGGACAAAAGAAGCAUUUACAAUGGAUAAAAAUCUCACUGCUGCAGUAAUGGAGACCUUUGUGAAGCUUCAUGAAGAGGGCACCAUCUAUCGGGCCAACAGGCUUGUAAACUGGUGUGUUGCUCUUAAUACUUCUCUUUCUAACCUUGAGGUCGAGAACAAGGAACUGGAAGGGAGAACGCUGCUUGAUGUUCCUGGUUAUGACAAAAAGAUCGAGUUUGGCGUGUUGACUCAUUUCCUCUAUGAGAUUGACGGCACCGAUGAGAAGAUCCAGGUUGCGACGACCAGACCAGAGACAAUGCUUGGUGAUACAGGUAUUGCUGUUCAUCCGGAUGACAAACGCUAUCAGAAAUAUAUUGGCAAGUAUGCCAAACACCCAUUCGUGGAUCGCUUGCUCCCAAUUGUUCCAGAUGAUAAAGUUGAUCCGGAAUUUGGUACUGGAGCUGUUAAAAUCACACCUGCUCAUGACUUUAACGACUUUACCCGAGGCACAGAACACAACUUAGAAUUUAUCUCAAUUAUGAGUGAUGAUGGAACCUUCAACGCCAAUGCCGGUCCAUUCGCGGGUGUCAGGCGUUUUGAUGCGCGCUAUAAGGUCAUCGAGGCUCUGAAGGAGAAAGGGUUAUAUGUCAAAUGGGAAAAUAACCCUAUGAAAGUUCCUGUUUGUGCCAAAUCAAAUGAUGUAAUUGAGCCGAUCUUGAAACCACAGUGGUGGAUGAAGAUGAAAGAACUCUGUGAACCCGCCAUCAAAGCUGUGGAAAAUGGGGACAUUGUUAUUCGUCCCGAAAGCGCAGAAAAGAGUUAUUUCCGGUGGAUGAAUAACAUCACAGAUUGGUGUCUCUCGCGGCAGCUAUGGUGGGGUCAUCAAGCUCCAGCUUAUUUCAUCCAGUUUGAGGGCGAGAAAGGCGACAAUAGUGACGGAAAUCUGUGGGUGACUGGUCGGACAGAAGAAGAAGCGACUGAAAAGGCAAGGGCGAAGUUUCCUGGAAAGAAAUUUACCCUUAUGCGUGAUCCUGAUGUUUUGGACACCUGGUUCUCUUCGGGCCUAUGGCCGUUUUCUACCCUUGGCUGGCCUAAGAAGACUCAUGACUUUGAAAACCUCUACCCGACUUCUGUCUUGGAAACUGGGUGGGAUAUUUUGUUUUUCUGGGUUGCUCGCAUGAUCAUGCUCGGCAUAAAGAUGACUGGCCAAGUCCCAUUUCGCGAGGUAUAUUGCCAUUCAUUGAUUAGAGACUCUGAGGGAAGAAAAAUGUCAAAGUCGUUGGGUAAUGUGGUUGAUCCUCUUGAUGUUAUGCGGGGUAUUUCUCUGGACGCUUUGCAUCAGAAAUUGCUGGAGGGAAAUCUUGCACAGAAAGAAGUUGCGACCGCGACGAAGUACCAGAAGAAAGCAUUUCCAAAAGGAAUUCCAGAGUGUGGUGCGGAUGCGUUACGAUUCUCUUUGGUGUCCUAUACCACUGGUGGAGGUGAUAUCAAUUUUGAUAUUCAGGUGAUCCACGGUUAUAGAAGAUUCUGCAACAAAAUUUACCAGGCUACCAGAUAUGUGCUCGGUAAACUGGGAAGUGAUUUCCAGCCCCUGGCCUCUGCUUCAAAAACUGGUGCUGAAUCCCUUGCUGAACGGUGGAUUCUUCACAAAUUCAGUACUGCAGCCAGAAUUGCGAACGAGAAGCUAGAUCAACGUGAGUUCUCAGAUGCUGCAUCCGUUCUAUAUCAAUACUGGUACAGUCAGCUCUGUGACGUCUUUAUCGAAAACUCAAAAUCUCUUCUUCAGCAAGACGCUCCCACCGACAUUCAACAGUCUGCAAAACAAACGCUCUACACCGCUUUAGAAGGCGCACUUACCCUAAUUCAUCCAAUUAUGCCGUUCAUUUCUGAGGAAUUGUGGCAACGACUGCCUCGCCGUCCUGAUGACAAAACCAUUUCUAUCAUGAAGGCAGCUUACCCGGAGUACAAUUCCAGCUUUGAUGACCCUAACGCAGAAGCUGCGUAUGAUUUAGUUCUUGCUACUUCAAAAGCUAUCCGCAGCAUUUUAUCUGAAUACGAAAUCAAAACAAAAGGCGACAUUAAGAUUCAAACUUAUAAUGCGUCAAGCCACAAGACCAUCAGAGAUGAGGUUUCGAGUAUCAAAUCUUUAAGCGGAAAAUACAUUGGAGAAAUUAGCGUUUUGGGCCCUGACAAUACUAUUCCGCCCCCUGGGUGUGUUGUUUCUACUGUUGGAGCUAAUGCGGCUGUGUACCUGGAAGUGUCGGAUGAGGUGCGACUGGAGCAAGAAGAGAAAGCGAAAGCCAAUUUAGCAAAGGCCCUCGAAACCAUCAACAAACAAAUUGCCAUCAUGGAAUCUCCUGCCUGGCAAGAGAAGGCCAAACCCCAGGCGAGAGAAAUGGAAGAGAAAAAACUCAGGGACGCUCAGAGCGAGGCAGCACGGCUUGAGGAGCAGAUCAAAGAUUUGGAGAAGCUCAAGAUUUAAAGAUAUGAGUUAGAAUGUUAAAAGAGGCCUAUCGGGCACGAAGUACAUAGAUUUGCCAAAGACGAGACUACGUAUAUUCAUAUUCAUCCUAGAGGAAUCCUCCUACGCAACUGUCUUGUUCUUGGCUUGAUGAACUAGUUAAGGACUGAGCGGAUAACAUAAUUAAUCCAUUCAGUGAGCAGACCAGCCCAGCUGUUAUUAUGAUUUUUGAUUAUGAGGAUAGAUUAUAUGCAUCUUUUUAUGGUCAUAGAUGAGGUUUGAGCUUGAUUGCUAAUAAUUUUCACAUACAAAUAUGUAGUAAGGUUAGCUAUAUUACUGAAAAUAUCUUGUAACUUGUGUAAUCUCUAC
Coccidioides immitis RS is the source of this 3637-nucleotide messenger RNA. Its product is annotated as valyl-tRNA synthetase. Bases 152 to 3289 code for a protein of 1045 amino acids. Gene Ontology annotation, biological process: valyl-tRNA aminoacylation. The transcript has 4 exons. Gene Ontology annotation, cellular component: cytosol. NCBI's taxonomy places the organism in Eukaryota, Fungi, Ascomycota, Eurotiomycetes, Onygenales, Onygenaceae. Gene Ontology annotation, molecular function: aminoacyl-tRNA deacylase activity; valine-tRNA ligase activity; ATP binding. The record is from RefSeq and is a predicted model, not a curated record.